Molecule: messenger RNA, 4834 nt
Organism: Hydractinia symbiolongicarpus
Lineage: Eukaryota; Metazoa; Cnidaria; Hydrozoa; Anthoathecata; Hydractiniidae
Product: RNA cytidine acetyltransferase-like
Exons: 28
Coding region: 1746-4796 (1016 amino acids)
Biological process (GO): rRNA acetylation involved in maturation of SSU-rRNA
Cellular component (GO): 90S preribosome; nucleolus
Molecular function (GO): 18S rRNA cytidine N-acetyltransferase activity; ATP binding; tRNA binding
Source: RefSeq, a predicted model, not a curated record
AUGGAAGAAAAGACUAGAAGAGAAAGGGUUAGGAGUAAAUGCAGCAAAAUCUAGAGUUAUGAAUAGUAGCAUUGAAGCCAAUUGUGAUCUUGUAGUUAGGUGUCUUUGUGAAGUUUACAGGAAAGGGGUUGGGAGUAACUUAAUUUUUGGUACCUAUUGCCUCUAUCUCGUAGAACUUCAAAAACUUUAAAAUAAUGUAUAGGACUAUGUAUUAGAAAGGUGAUUCACCAAUAAUGAGUUUAUUUUUUAUCAAUAUAGUUCGGAAUUUUCUUCUUAAGUAUUUUCUUCUUAUAGAAUUAUGUGCUUUGAAAGUAUACAUUUGAAGAGGUAUAAGGGUGUAAAGUUUUUUUGAUGACGUCAACAACCUGUCUGUUCCGAAACAGGUGGCUGAACCCAGCUUUUGGUAAUUGGACUUUGAUACGAUUAAUCAUAGCCUACUUAUUGCGAAGCUUCAUGCCUAUGGUUUUGCUAAAAGUGCUUUGCAUUUCAUUUAUUCUUAUCUUAGCAACCGUUUUCAACGAACCAGAAUAAACUCUGUUGUUAGUACUUGGCGUCCUCUUCUUGUUGGAGUUCCUCAAGGAUCUAUAUUAGGUGUUCCAUUUUUUUAAUAUCUCUAUCAAUGAUUUAUUUUGCUUCGUCUCACUUUUACAAAUUUGUAAUUUUGCUGACGGUAAUACUUUAUAUGCUUGCGGCAAUACCCUAGAUAAAGUUAAACCAAUUUUACUCACAGAUUUAUCUUUAUUUUCGUAAAUUUAAAUAAAUAUCAAUAUAUUACGAUGGGAAGUAUCGACAAUUUUAUUUCUUUUGAAGGUCAGACUAUUAAGUGGAGUUCGACAAUUACAUUGCUCCGUAUUACGAUUGAUACAAAACUAAAAUUUGCCGCACACAUUAGAAACAUUUGUUGUAAAUCCAGUAGGAAGCUUAACGUUCUUCAGAGAAUUUCUUCGUAUAUUUCUCCAAGAGAGAGGAAACUUCUUUUUAAUACCUUUAUUCUCAGUUCUCCUAUUGUCCUUUGGUAUGGAUGUUUUGUGGAUGCGUAGCUAAUAAUUGUAUCAAUCGUAUACAUGAACGUUGUCUACGCAUAAUUAAUAAUGAUAGCAUAUCUAGUUUUGAGGGUCUUCUUAGUUUAUCAAAUAGUAGUUCCAUCCACGUUAUUAAUUUAAGAAGUCUUAUGAAAGAAUUAUAUAAAUUUUUAAACGGAAUAUCGCCUUGUUAUAUGUUUGAAAUUUUUUGAAUUAGGGAAAAUAAUUAUAACUUACGUAAUCUUAAUCUGUGCUCGACUUACCGCACACUAUCGUAUGGUUUAAAUAGUCUUGCUAAUCAUACAGGAAUUUUAUGGUUAUCUGUCCCAUCUUCCAUAAAAAACUCUCCUUCGCUUUACAGUUUACGUCAUUCCAUACGGUCUUGGAAGGGUACUGAUUGCUCAUGCAAAGUAUGUAACCCAGUGCUAAGAUUUUGUUGAGCAUUAUUAUGCGAUUUUUUUUAUUUUUUUUUUAUUUUUUUAUUUUUUUUAUUUAUUUUUUUGUUUGUUUUGUUUUUUAUUCGAUUUAAAUUAGUUUUUUACUUUAAAUAAGGAAAUAAAUAAAAAAUUAUCCUCUAGAUUUGUCCCUAAAUAUUCUGUAGGCCAAUCGAUUCCAAACCUUAUAUCUGAGUGGAUAUCUCUUGGUCUUGAAAAUUCAGUUGAUAAUUAAAACACACAUUAGUGAAUUGUAUAAUGUAUAUCAUUGUAGUAGAAACAUUUAAAAAUGGUGCUUAAAAAGAUUGACAACAGAAUUCGUGUUGUUAUUGAAAAUGGUGUUCAACAAAAACAUCGUAGCUUGUUUUUCGUUGUUGGUGACAAGUCUAAAGAUCAGGUUGUAAUUCUUCAUCACAUGCUGUCAAAAGCACAAGUAAGAGCACGCCCAUCUGUAUUGUGGUGUUAUAAAAAAGAGUUGGGCUUUAGCAGUCACAGAAAGAAGCGUAUGAAACAACUUCAAAAGAAAGUAAAAAGUGGUUCAUUGGAUGUAAAAAAGGACGAUCCUUUUGAACUGUUCAUUGCAGCGACAACGAUUAGAUAUUGUUAUUAUGGUGAAACUCACAAAAUACUUGGAAGUACAUAUGGAAUGGUAAUUUUGCAGGACUUUGAAGCAUUAACUCCAAAUUUGUUGGCCCGAACAAUUGAAACAGUAGAGGGAGGUGGCAUUGUUUGUGUACUCCUGCAAAGUAUGACAUCAUUGAAAAAGUUAUAUACAAUGAGCAUGGAUGUUCACACAAGAUAUCGAACAGAGGCACAUCAAGAAGUUGUUGCACGGUUUAAUGAAAGGUUUAUUUUAUCACUAUCAUCAUGUCAGACAUGUUUAGUAAUUGACGACCAACUUCGCGUACUUCCCAUAUCUUCCCAAUCACUUAAUGUAACUGCAUUAACACCAAAAACAAAAGAAGAAUUAUUGACAAAGGAAGAAAUAGAACUUAAAGAGUUAAAAGAUUCUCUACAAGAUACACAACCAGUGGGGUCCAUUAUCAAUCAAUGUAAAACACUUGACCAGGCAAAAGCGGUUUUAAAAUUCAUUGAAGUAAUAUCCGAGAAAACACUUAGAAGCACAGUAGCGUUAACUGCUGCUCGUGGUCGUGGAAAAUCUGCUGCCAUUGGUCUGGCACUUGCAUCUGCUGUUGCCUUUGGGUAUUCCAACAUUUUUGUUACAUCUCCAAGUCCAGAGAACUUGCAAACAUUAUUUGAAUUUGUAUUUAAAGGAUUUGAUGCACUUGAUUAUCAAGAGCAUGUAGAUUAUGAAAUCAUUCAGUCUACAAAUCCAGAUUUUAACAAGGCUGUUGUAAGAGUGAACAUUUUUAGAGAACACAGACAAACAAUACAGUAUGUCUCACCCACAGAUCAUCAUAAACUUGGUCAAGCAGAAUUAUUAGCAAUUGACGAAGCCGCUGCCAUUCCAUUGCCUUACGUCAAAGAACUGCUUGGUCCAUACCUUGUAUUUAUGUCGUCCACGAUAAAUGGUUACGAAGGGACAGGUCGAUCAUUGUCACUAAAAUUAAUCGAGCAACUUCGAUCUCAAAGUGUGCCCUCUGCAAAUAAAGAAAACUCUACAGAAUCUAUAAAUAAAACAUCUAGUCGGAUUUUAGUGGAGUUAUCUUUAAACGAAUCUAUCCGUUAUGCAAAUGGUGACCCUGUGGAAAAAUGGCUGAAUAAUUUGCUUUGCUUAGAUGCAUCUGUUGUUCCAAGAAUAAGUUCUGGCUGUCCUUUACCAGAAAAGUGUGAUCUAUAUUACAUAAAUCGUGAUACAUUAUUUUCUUACCAUAAAGCAUCAGAAAUGUUUUUACAAAGAAUUAUGUCGCUGUACGUUGCUUCACAUUAUAAGAAUACACCAAAUGAUUUACAGUUGAUGUCUGAUGCACCAGCUCAUCAUUUGUUUUGUUUACUUGGACCUGUCGAACCAACACAAACAACAUUACCUGAAGUACUAUGUGUGGUGCAAGUGUGUCUGGAAGGGGAGAUAUCAAAGGAUACUAUAUUGAAUAGCUUGUCACGUGGUAAGCGUGCUUCGGGGGAUAUGAUUCCAUGGACAAUCAGUCAACAAUAUAACGACAGUGAAUUCGGAAGUUUAUCUGGUGGACGGAUAGUUAGAAUUGCAACACACCCAGAUUUUCAAAAGAUGGGAUAUGGUAAAAGAGCUCUUCAGCAACUCAUCGAUUACUACAGUGGAAAUAUACCUAACUUGCAUGAAGAUAGUGUACACAAUGGAAAAAUUGAUGAAAUUACUGAUAAUGACAUUAAAGAGAAUCUCAUGGAGGAAGUUAUUAAACCAAGAAAAAACCUACCACCAUUGUUGCUAAAGUUGAGCGAACGUGCAGCAGAAAAUUUAGAUUAUCUUGGUGUUUCUUAUGGCUUGACGUCGAAUUUACUAAAGUUUUGGAAGCAUGCAGAAUUUAUACCUGUUUAUUUACGUCAAUCAGCGAAUGAAUUAACUGGCGAACAUUCGUGUAUCAUGCUACGAAUUUUGAAUAGUGAUGUUACAGAUGGAUGGUUAAAAGAAUAUUGGCUAGAUUUUCGCAAAAGAUUUAUCUCAUUGUUAUCUUAUCAGUUCAAAAAAUUUUCAUCUUCUCUUGGAUUGAGUAUGCUGCAAACAAAAUUGAAAAAUCUGGAUUCUGUUCUUUCACUCACAAAAGAAGAGUUGAAUUUUCUGUUCACAAAUUACGAUUUGAAACGACUGGACUUGUAUUCGAAAAACAUGGUUGAUUAUCAUCUUAUCAUGGAUUUGCUUCCAGAAGUUGCAAGGCAAUAUUUCCUCAAAAAAUUGGACAUUUCCUUAUCCGCUGUGCAAACGGCAAUUCUUCUUGGAAUUGGUUUACAAAGAAAAUCAGUAGAUGAUUUACAGAAAGAAUUGGAUUUACCAAGCAGUCAAAUACUUGGAUUGUUCAACAAGAUCUUACGCAAGUCAACACAGUUCUUAAAUGGUCUUGUUGAAGCAGAGAUUGAAAAAUCCAUUUUACCGGAACGAUCAGUUGUCCACAUGGAACCAACUCGACAGUCACUCAAACAAGAACUAGCUGAAGUAGAAAAAGAUUUUCAAGGAAAGAAAAAGAAAGAAAUGGAAAAGCUAAAAAAUAUAGAUUUAUCACAGUAUGAAAUCACAGGAUCCAACGAAGAAUGGAGCACCACGUUGGGAAAAACUAAGAGUUUGAGUAAUGUUAGUAUACAAAGCACGGAAGAAAAAAGAAGCAAACGAAAGUCCACCAUUGUAACUGACGAAACUGAAAAACUGAAAAAGAAAAAGAAGAAAAUAAAGAAGAAACAUUCAUUGUAAUAUAUUUUUACUUGAAAAGACGAAUGUUCUUAUUAACA